AUGCAUAAGCAAAAAUAGACUAAAUAGUGCUCAUAAUGUGGUGGGUUAGAUCCGUAAUUCAAUUUAGGAAAAUGCGGACAUUACUUUUGUCAAAAUUGCCUAUUAGCUUUUAAAAGAGACAUAGCAAAUUCUAAAAAAUCCUAAUUCUCUCUCAAAUGUCCUUUGGAAACAUGCAAAUAAGAGGUGGAUUUAAAGAAGCUGUUGAAUUAUUUGAGUUUGCCUAACCCAUGCAAGAAAUGCAACAAAGAAUAAUAAUACACAUGCAGCUAAUGCGUUGUAAAAGAAAUUGAAGAAAUUGCAAAAAUAAACUAUUAUUCAAAAUUAUUAAAAUUAGAUCAAUUGAUAGAAUUGGAAUCUUAGAAAGAACUUUGUGAAGACUUAUAGAAACAUGAAUUGAUAUGUCCAGGUUGUAAGGAGUUCAAUUAAAUCCCAGUAAUUGUGUGUUUAUAAGGACAUGAAAUUUGCAAAGAUUGUUACUAUAACAUCAGAAACAACGAGACAUUCAGAUAAGUAUGUCCACUUUGUGGCCUAUAAUUGUUAUAAAAACCACCAAAUAGUCUAAGAGCGUAAACUCUUAUCUAGAAUUUAGUUAUUAAAUGUCCCAAGGAGAAUUGCAAAUAAUAAAUCAAGUAUACUGAAUUUGUUUAGAAUCAUUAUAGGAAAUGUUGUGAAGAAAAGUAGGAAUGUCCUGGCUGUCAUGAACAAGUGGAGCAAUUGUUUCUGGAGAUACAUCAAUCUAAUUAUUGCAAGGGAAGUGCAUGUCCAUUGAAUUGCAAUAGAAAACUUGGAGAUCAUCAAAACAAUUUCAUCAUAGAACACUUACUAAACACAAUGAGAUCCAGCGGAGUGUCGCAUUCAUUUUUACACAGAAUUUAGGUGGUUGAAAAAUUCCUAUUUUAUGGAUUUUUUGGAGUUUGCCCCGAUUGUGAAGCUUCUUUUGCCUGGUAAGUUGAUAUCAGAGGAGUAUAAUCCACAUUUUGCUUUUAAUGCUUUACAUUCACAGGAUGA
This is a messenger RNA of Paramecium tetraurelia, 1008 nucleotides long. RefSeq lists its product as uncharacterized. Lineage: Eukaryota; Ciliophora; Oligohymenophorea; Peniculida; Parameciidae. The transcript is spliced from 4 exons. The record is from RefSeq and is a predicted model, not a curated record.